This is a messenger RNA of Suillus paluster, 1359 nucleotides long. RefSeq names its product tryptophan synthase beta subunit-like PLP-dependent enzyme. The record is from RefSeq and is a predicted model, not a curated record. Gene Ontology annotation, molecular function: cysteine synthase activity. The transcript is spliced from 7 exons. Bases 143 to 1216 code for a protein of 357 amino acids. Gene Ontology annotation, cellular component: cytoplasm. NCBI's taxonomy places the organism in Eukaryota, Fungi, Basidiomycota, Agaricomycetes, Boletales, Suillaceae.
UGUGAGAGUCAGCAGAUACUUUGAACACGCCAGCCUGACAUUUUCAGCGAGUCCGCUGACCCACAGAGACGUAAUCUGGCUCGUCAAUGUGCCUUCACUUCCACCUCUUGAGUAAUUCCUCGGUUUAACCCUAAAUUACACGAUGGAAUCAGGUUCACAACGGACUCCAAGCAAAGGAUUUGUGACAAGAAACAGCGCUGUUGACGGCUUCGCCGGCUCUGUGGGAAACACCCCAUUGAUCUAUCUUAAGACACUCUCAGAGCAGACAGGAUGCAAAAUAUACGGAAAGGCCGAAUUCCAAAACCCCGGAGGCAGUGUUAAAGAUCGUGCUGCUGUCAGCAUAAUUCGAGAUGCGGAAGAGAAGGGUCGCAUAAAACCCGGUGGAACCGUCGUAGAGGGUACUGCAGGUAAUACUGGUAUCGGCCUUGCCCAUGUUUGCAGAGCCAGGGGCUACAGGUGUGUCAUAUUCAUGCCUAACAAUCAGAGCCAAGAGAAGAUUGACCUUCUCCGAAUGCUCGGUGCCGAAGUGCACCCAGUACCCACCGUUCCCUACGAGAAUCCGUUGAACUAUAACCACCAGGCGAAGGAGUACGCCGAAAAGCUCGAGAAUGCCAUAUGGACAGACCAAUUCGACAAUACUGCCAAUGCCUACGCGCACUAUAUCUCGACUGGGCCCGAAAUAUGGGAACAGACGCAGGGUGAAAUCGACGGUUUCGUUUGUGCAACCGGUACUGGUGGCACUCUGGCUGGAGUUGGCAAGUAUCUGAAGGAAAGGAGCAACGGCAGGACGCAGAUAUGGCUCGCCGAUCCGCCUGGCAGUGUCUUGUACGAAUAUGUUACUUCUGGUGGAAAUCUCGUCGAGCGUUCCGGAAGUUCUGUCACAGAAGGUGUUGGUCAGGGCCGUGUUACGAGUAAUUUGGGCACUUUUGUCAAUGACCUGACAGGAGCGUUUCACAUACCGGACGAGAAGGCGAUAUCUAUGGUAUAUCAGCUUCUUGACACCGAAGGCUUGUAUGUAGGCACUUCCUCAGCAUUGAAUGUCGCUGCAGCUGUGGAGCUUGCGCAAAAGCUAGGCAAGGGCUCCAAGGUUGUGACUAUACUAUGCGAUGGCGCAUACCGAUACCAGAGCCGUUUGUUUUCCAAGAAAUGGCUUGAGUCUAAAGGGUUAGGGCAUGCUAUACCAGAAAGUCUGAGGAAGUAUGCGGUUCUGGAUUAAUUUCAUUCGUCGUGCACACCGGUGUAUAUUAUUUGAAGGUUACCGACUACGCCUAACUCUAACGUGGUGGCGGCCAUUCCUGAAUGAUUGAUGAGCUCUGGACAAGCAAUGUUCCCCCCAAGUCCAGGCGACCUGAAUUCCUU